AUGGAUCCGUCGAUUGAUCAUAUUGAACGCUUACGUACGAUUUAUAACAAAUUGAAAAAAGUUCGUUUUGGCGGUGUUGUCACUAGUCGUAAGCCGAAAUAUGCUGAAGCUGCAUUAGAUUUCCAAUCCUUGUCACGUCAAUUACGUCAAGAGAACUGUCUUGAAUACGCGGGUCUAUGUUUGAUUCAAUCGUCUCGUUGUUUUUCGGAAUUAAAAUCUUCUACAAGUGAAUUACAGAUGUUACUCGAAGCUGCAUCGAUAUUCAUUGAAAUCGAACUACAAACUCAUCAAAGCAACACAUUAUCCUACCAUGAAAAUCUUUCGCUAGCGUUAGCCGCAUAUCAAUUAGCACAGAAAAAUCUCCGCGAACAAAACGAACGCUAUCUCGCUGGCUUGAUCACCUUUCAAGUUGGUUUACACUUAGAAAUGUUAGAGAAAUUUCACGAAAGUGAACGACUUUUUUCCAUGGCGAUCGAUUCAUUUCAAGACCUCUUAGCAAUACAAAUCUGUGUCUAUCAAAAACUGAUUAAUAUACGAAUUGAUAAUGAAAAAUUCAAUCUAGCUUUACAAGCAACGACGAAUCUAAUCGAACGUCUCGUGAAAACGUCGCCGAAUGAUAUCAGCUAUCGUCGUCUACUAGCAUCUUAUGAUAUUCUUCGACUCUUUUUGUUGUUGAUUCUUCAACCACAUCCUCAACGUCUCCGUGCCGAUUAUGCAAAAACUUUAGAUGCAUACACAUGGGAAGUUUAUGAAAAACUGAACAUUCCAACAUCAUAUCUGGAUGAAACACUGUUUUAUCUACUACAAUCGAUAACCUUAGCUGUUCAAGCGCGAGAUUUGAAACAUAUUGAUCAAUUAGAAUACGAUUUGAAUCAACAAUCUCAGAUUAGUCCUCGACAUAUGCAUCUAUUUCAUAUAUUAAAACAAAAAAUAUCGGGCCAUUUCAUCGAUACAUUUAAAUUCGAUCAACAGACAUCAACAACCGGUGAUGUAGCAGAUUAUCGCUAA
Adineta ricciae is the source of this 1008-nucleotide messenger RNA. The record is from the annotation of a GenBank genome assembly. Lineage: Eukaryota; Metazoa; Rotifera; Eurotatoria; Adinetida; Adinetidae.